GAGGAAGACAAAGAGGAGGAAGGAGAAAAGGAGGCAACGAAGGCGAAGGCGAAGGUGGUGGAGAGGGAAGGCAGCCGCCGACUCAGCUAGUAGUAGUAGUAGUAGCAGUGGGGAUCGCGCGCGUCGGAAGGAACGAGAGAAGGAGAAGGAGAAGAGUCGACGGUGGUAGGGGAAAGCGAGAGUGCAGAGAAGCAGAGGCAGCGCGCUGAGCCACGAGGGGGCUAUUCGAGCGAGAAGGGGAGGGGUGGCAAGGAGCCCUGGCGGGGAGGGGACGCGGAGGCCUUCGGGGGGCCGACCAACCAGACGGCCGAUGAUGUCAUCGGAGGAGGAGACCGAGUGUUUCGCCCUCUACGGAGCAACCACGGAAAGCAAGCAACAGCAACUCCUGAAGAAGCAGAAGCGCACCAGACAGCGCGUGGACGCCGGCGAGCCACGCAACAGCUACUCGAGCAUACCGAACUUUAGCUCCCGGCCAUCCUUCCUCGGCGGUGGUCUGUACGGCUCGAUCUUCAGCGGUAGCGGGCCGACGUCGCAUCAACAGCAACAACAACAACAGCAGCAGCAGCAACAACAACAACAACAGCAACAACAACAACAACAACACCAGCAGCAGCAGCAACAAUCACAACAACAACAGCAGCCACAGCUCCAUCAACAUCACCACCAGUCACAGCAGCAACAGCAGGCUGGAGCGGCUGGUAGUCAAGGUCACUUGGGUGCAGCGACGACGGGUCCUACAACCCAAAAGCAUUCCGCCCACUUCGGCUUCUUCGGGGCAUCGGGCUUCGGCCCCGCCAAGAUGCUGAACGAAUUACUCGGACGGCAGGUCAAGCAGGCCAGUGACGCCGGCGGUUCGCCGCCAGAGGGCGGACACGGGAUGACCGGUGCCGGCAUGGAUCCAAAUGCGAACCUCCAACCGGGGGCAGUCGUCAAUUGUGACGACCCCGCUACAGCCGAGUUAACGCAACACAUGCUCCGCGACAUUCUCCAGGGUCGAAAGUUGCCUGCCCUUUCCGUGCAAGAGCAACCAAACAAUAACAACAGUAUACAUAGUAACAAUAAUAAUAAUACCACCGCGGAUAUCCUCAAGUCCCAACAACAGCAUCAGCAAAGUCCCCAACAACAGCAGCAUCAGCAGAAUAGUGAUAGUGUGCGCAGUGGAACAGUGCAGAGUGGCGGAGAGGAAAGUGGUGAUGGCAAUAACGUCCUCGUGAAUAGCACGAACCACAGUGAUCGUGAUACGGUGAUGCCUGCUGACGCGGAGGAUAGCGCCGAGGACGCCGCCUCCACGGCACGUGCCAUGGAGGAGGCAUUCGCCGAGGUAGGCAUCGAGCCCGGUACCAAUCUCGAUGGCUCCGAUUGCGAUCAGAGCUUACCGCCCAGUCCCACGGCUCCGAGGUCGGCCUCGGUAUCGGUUAAGGAGGAAAUUCAGGACUCUUUGAACAUCAAGCGUAGUCCUAGCCAUUCUCCUUGUCCGAUAAUACCUAAAACCGAGACGAGCUCUCCUACAACGGAGUUGAAGCGCGCUCGGGUGGAAAACAUUGUUAGCACGAUGCGCAGUAGCCCUGCGCUUCAGCCUACUCCGGUAAACGGUUGUAAGAAGCGAAAGCUCUAUCAGCCGCAACAACAAACCGUGCACCACGUUCUCCAGCACGGUGUCAAUGACACUAUGAUGGACGACGAGGAGGAAAGCGAGGAAGAGGACGAUCAGUCGACGAUAAAACAAAAACGAAAGCAGAAAGCCUCUCUGAAGAGUCAGCUCAAGAUAAUGCACGAGCAACUCGCGGAGAUGCAAGCAAAGUAUUUGGAACUUUCGAGCAAGGUGGAACACGACACAAGCGAGAGCAGCGACGCACCCGCCAGUCCGCAGCAACUACCCGAACCACCCCCUAGACCACCGAGACCUCACCCACCGGCGUUCAACGGCCUCCAGACUCUUCCGCCCGAUCAUCCGCAUGCCGCGGCAGCCGCCAUGUAUCACAUGGGUCAUAAACUGUACAUCGGACAUCAGCAGUCCGCACUCGAGAGGAUGAAGCAGCAUCAGGAGGCGACCGCGAGACAGCAACAGCAGCAGCAACAACAGCAGCAGCAACAGGUGCAUCAACAGCAGCAGCAGCAACAGCAGCAGCAGCAGCAACAGCAACAGCACCAGCGACAAAGUUCUCCACAGCCGCCUAGUCAAGCGCAGCAACCGAAUCAGAGCAAUACCGGACCGUCCACGCCGCAAACGCCACAACAGCUGACAAGCAGCAGCACGUCCCUGCAACAAAAGGACUUCCAAGAAAGGUUAAACGUCUUCAGGGGCGCAGCUGCGGCGGCAGGUUCCUCGGGGCCACACAUCACCGGUGCGGAUCUCGAAAUUCUGGCGGACAUUCUUAAAACGGAAAUCUCUUCGUCGUUCGCUAAUCUGAUUGACAGUAUAGUCGCGAGGUUUGUUCAGCAAAGGAGGAUCGUCGGUAAGCAAAGCGAGGCGGCACAAGUAGCCACCGAACAGCUAAACAAGGAUAUCCUGAUAGCGACUCAAAUGCUCGAAAGGAAAUCGCCAAGGACGAAGGUAGUCGACAGGGGAGCUCCACAACCUACCGGUGGCCCAAACGGGCCACGGGGGCCCCUAACCGGUGGGCCCCCUCCAACGCAACCAACGGCUUUUUCCCAAAUAGGGCCCAUGGCUGGUGGGCACCAUGGUCCUCACUCUGGUCCCACAGAAAAUAAUUUAAAUCAGAUGAAUCAGCUACCCCCACACGUCAGGCCCGUUGGGAUGUUUCAGACACCGAUGCCGCAAAAAAUAUAUGGCAUUGGACCGAUGCAGUCGCAACAGCAACAACAACAGCAGCAACAACAGCAACAACGCGAACAGCAACAGAGGGAGCAGCAACAACGCGAACAAUAUUGUAAUUUGAGGAACGACGAGAGGGAAGUCAGGGAUUCGGAACAGAACGAGGCUCUCUCCCUCGUCAUGACGCCAAAGAAAAGGCGCCAAAAGGUAACCGAUACGAGAAUCACACCAAGGACUGUAUCAAGAAUUCUUGCGCAGGAGGGCAACGGAUCUCAAGGAGGCAGUGAAAGUCCUCCGCCAGCUCCACCACCGAGACCUUACCACGCGCCACCACCAAUGCUGCCAGUGUCCCUACCAACAAGCGUAGCGAUACCAAACCCGAGCCUUCACGAAAGUCAGGUGUUCUCGCCGUACUCGCCGUUCUUCCCCGGAAUCAACACCCCACGUGGGGGUCAUGCAGGCCAGGUACCAGCAGCGGGAUCGCAUCAGUUGCCUGCGAGUCCUCCAAGUGGACGUGUAGAACUCAGGGAUUCUCCUCCACUUUCGCAUGCCCCGGCUAUGUUGCAUCCUGUUUUACUCGCGGCUGCACAACACGGCAGUCCGGAAUAUGGGCACCUAAGGAUGGACAACAAUGACCGUGUCAGUGAUUGCAACUCCGGAGACAUCGGCUACGACGGAAUUCAGCCUACAUCGUCGACGCUGACGCCGAUGCAUCUGAGGAAAGCGAAGCUGAUGUUCUUCUGGGUAAGGUACCCGUCUUCGGCCGUCCUCAAGAUGUAUUUCCCCGACAUCAAAUUUAAUAAGAACAAUACAGCGCAGCUGGUCAAGUGGUUCUCCAAUUUCCGAGAGUUCUAUUACAUUCAAAUGGAGAAGUAUGCGAGACAAGCGGUUUCGGAAGGCGUGAAAAACGCCGAAGACCUCCGAGUAGGAGGCGACUCCGAAAUCUAUCGGGUGCUGAACCUACACUACAACCGUAACAACCACAUUGAGGUAUGGGAACCCCAGGUGCCGAGCAACUUCAGGUACGUGGUCGAACAGACGUUAAAAGAAUUUUUCAAAGCGAUCCAGGGUGGUAAGGACUCUGAGCAAAGCUGGAAGAAAUCUAUCUAUAAGGUGAUUUCGAGGCUGGACGACCCUGUACCAGAGUACUUCAAGAGUCCAAACUUCCUGGAGCAGCUUGAAUGAAUCAGGAGGUCGCGUGGCUCUUGCUCUUCGUGGUGCUCGGGGCCACCGACGCUAGACGGUUCCCAGUAAUCAAAAGAACUAAAAGAAAAAGAAGAUUGAAAACGGCCGAGAUGAAGAGGAAGGAUCGCCACCACCAGCAGCGUUGUCGUCAUCGCCGUUCGAGGGACACUCGACUCCCUCGCACGUACACGUUCAGGUAUCCUAAAAUAACAUAUCGAAAAACGAAGCUGAAAUGGCGAGGAGUUAGAACGACGCGUUGUGAGAAAAGAAGGAAGAAGAUGAGCGUCGUGAAAUCCGUCGAAAUCGGGAAAUAAUAUAAAAGCGUACACGGACGAGAUCGACCGACGAAGGAUCAGGCUGUGACCUAAUCGCGAUAUAUCGUAAGAUCGUACGAGGGAAAUCAUUAGGAGAGAAUAAACGAAAAAGAACGAAUACUUAUACAAGAAAAAGUGAAAAAGAGUAUUAGUCGAUUUACUCGACGAAUGACGAGAAACCGCGAGUCAACGAUCGAGCACGAACAAAAUUUUGAAUUUCGAUCGUGCUUGAGACUUUCUUUCGUAGGGUCUGUUUGUUAAUGUAAAAAAAAGAAAAGGAGAUAGAGAGAAACGAAAAUGCAUUAUUAUUACCCGCCUAACUUUUAAGUCUCUGAUUCUUUCGAAAUCGAUGCGACGAAUAGGAAGUAAGCCUUCGAGGACGGGACUGUAUUCACGGGGAAUGGUGAGUUGUUCUCGCCAUUAUUAAAAGAAAAAAAUAAAAAUAAAAAAAAAAAAUAAAUAAAUAAAAAGAUAAAUUAAAGAAAAGAAGUCACUGCUAUCGAGGAUCGAUAGAUGCGUGGAAUACGUGGACGAAUAUCUCUCGGUGAUCUCGAACAACUCGAUGGAUCAUCUUCUGCUUUUCGAGAAAUACCGGAAGAGGAUCCUUCGACGAUUCACCGAGAAACGAUCCACGACGAAUGGCUCUUCGUUGCCCUUCGUCCUAGAUCGUUUCGACGGUGUGAACUAAAAGCAAGAAAAAAGAGAAAAAAGAAUAAAAAGAAAACAUUAGUAACAAAAAAGAAACUGUGGUCCAAAAAUGUCGAUCCACGUGGUCCACGCUUUUACGCGAUCCUCGGAAAAAAUACCUCAAAAAUGAAAAUCUUUAUCUCGAUGUAAUGUCGAUGGACGGAGAAAAUUUUUGUUGUUUCGAAAUUUUAUCGUAUCUUCGUCGUCCCCGGGAGUGCAUGCCCGUUCGCGACGCAUCAUCGAAAAGGGCUAAAGGGGUAAAGGGGUGGCUUCUUUUGGGAACUAGCACGUACUACUUUACUUUGACGUACGAGAUGAAACGCAACGCUGAGAUAUUUCUCUUAGAAAAAAAGAAAAAAAAAAAAAAAAAAAAAAGAAAAAAUUCAGAGAAGAAAUGAUCACGCGUGCGUGAGAUCGACGACGUUAUCCUUUAAGCUCUUCGUUCGCGAAGAUCGCGCGAGUUCUAGUUGAUCUCAACGAUCAACGAUGACGAUCUCUCGAUGUUUCUUCGUCAACGAACAAGACCAAUUGAAUUUAAGUUGUCAACAAUCAAUGACAAAUAAAUCGACGUGAAAAUGCUUGGCCGGCAUAAGAAGAAGUUCAUCUUAAGAAAAGAGAGAUCCAAUUUCCUAAGAAAUUUCGUUCUUCGCUUCUCGCGCUUCUUGCAAUCGUUCGAACGAUGCACGAGAUUUUAUCCCGAUUAUUAAUUUAUAUAUAUAUAUAUAUAUAUAUAUAUAUAUAUAUAUAUAUAUAUAUGUAUAUAUAUGGUAAAUAUAAUAAUCGGGUUAGGCUAGUCGCGAUAACGAGAGUACGAGUAUUAAGAGCAAAGAGAGAAAAAGAGAAAGGAAGAGAGGUACAGAAAGAUACAGAUAGAGAGAAAGAAAGAGAGAAAGAGAGAGAAAGAGAAAGAGAGAAGCGAUCUGACGUGGAAGAAAUGAGCGUGCGCCGGCGAUGUUGUCCUAAAUAUAGACGAAACUAAAGCUAAUUAAUUAAUUAAUUAAAUGAUUUUAAUAACGCCGGUGCGUGCUAAAAUUAUAUCUAAAUAUAAAAGUAGAGUUAUAUUGAACACUUAUAUAAAAGUAUAUAUGUAUAUAUACUUAUAUAUAUAUGAAGAUGAAGAUAUAUAUGUAUAUGUAUACUCAUACACAUACACAUGCAUAUAAAAUAAUAGAUUUUUAAUUCGAGAAAAGAAUGCUGGCGCGACUGUUAGCAUUUAACGAGUGAGGAGAAUGCACGACGAAAGGGUCUCAACUUCUCGCGGACCCCUGUCUGUUCGUUGCACAGGCUGCGUUAAAAAUACGAACAACGUCGUUUCUGCGUUCUCGUCGCUGCCUUUUUUUUUCGCAAAAGAAAAACCUGUAGAUACGGUACAACGUUAAUAUUAAAAAUAUUUCGGGUAGUAGCGAGUCCUGAUAUAAUAUAAGCACACUCCCAAUCCCUCCUCACCACUUAUCCCCCUCACCUUUAUUACUGUCGCUAUUACAUGCACCAUUAUUAUUAUUAUUAUUAUUAUUAUUAUUAUAGUUAUUAUUAUUAUUAUUAUUAUUAUUAUUAUUAUUAUUAUUAUUAUUAUUAUUAUUAUUAUUGUCUUCAUUAUCAUCAUACACAGACAGUACGAUUAUUAUUAUUAUUAAUCUUUAUCAGUCUAUGUACAUGAGGAUUUUAUUAAGACCACGAUUAUAAUAAUAAUUAUUAUAUUAUUAUUAUUAUUAUUAUUAUUAUUAUUAUUAUUAUUAUUAUUAUUAUUAUUAUUAUUAUUAAUAUUAUGAUUAUCCUCAUUAUCGCGGUCGAUUUAGUUAAUUUUAAAUUAGGUCCGUUAGUUCGACUCUAUGCCAACGGUUCUUAAUGUUUUUGUUUCUCGAACUCGAUUGCUUAUUUCCUCUUUACCUUUAACGCUUCUUCCAAAAAAUUGUACAUCCCCAAUCCUAAUAUUACGCUGUAUCUUUUCACUACACGUUUAGUUAUUGCAUUAUUAUUAUUAUUAUUAUUAUUAUUAUUAUUAUUAUUAUUAUGUUAUUAUUAUUAUUAUUAUUAUUAUUAUUAUUAUUAUUAUUAUUAUAUUAUUACUAUUAUCAUUGAAAAUUAUACCGGUAGCAUGUGACGUGCAGUACACAAAUACACUUUUUGCAAGCGGUGAGUCUUAACCUAGUCACAAAUCAAUAUUUUUUAAUUAAUCGACGAUCGAUUUAUUGAUUAUUUUAUUUAUUAUUCACGACAAUAAAACAAAGAAAAAAAAAUUGAAUUUAAUUUGAAUUUUAAUUUGUCGAUUACCAAAAUAUUUUUCUUUUGCGUUUAUUUCUAAUAUCCUGAGUUUCUUCGAAAAGAGCCGGCCGAUAAAAGAAAAAAAUUCCUCGCUUCCGAAUGUUCCAUAUAAGUUAUUAUCGACUGCCAACCCGGCCUACCUUUAUGCGAAGUCGACAAAAAUUUGGUUCAUAAAGAUCGACGAAGAUGUCAUCGAGGUUCAACCCAAGGAUUUGGAGAUUAUAGAUCGCAAAUAAAAAGAAGCUUUUUUUGUGUAAAAUGAAAAAGAAAAUAAAUGUUAAUGACGAAAGCGGAUCUAGAAACGGUCGAAUUAAAAAGGGAUAAACGAAAAUUUCGAUUCGUAAAUACUCAACUUUGGCCUAAACUAAGUGGCUACUUAUUUUCUCGGCGUUGGCCUAAGAUUUUGGUCUAACUAUUUAUGAAUGAAGAAACGUGGGCGCUAUUCUUGCUUGAUUUUCAGAAAUGAAAUGAAGUUGUUUGAAAUCUUCGAUCGACAAUUGAUUUCGAUCUUUCAUAACAGGGUGGCUCGAUAUAUCUCGUUGGUCGAAAAGAAAAAAGAGAAAUAAAACGUCCUUGCUUCGCAUAUUAUUACGACAGUUCCCUUCUCCUUUUUUUCCUAUAAAACGGAUUCGCAACGCUCUGCCGGCGUAAAUAGGAAAAGAAAAAAGAAAAGAAAAAAUGAUUCAUCGUACAAUGAUUACGUCUAUAUGCUUCUACGUUGCACUCGUCUUUCUACGAUACUCGAACCUCGUUGAAAAAUCGUCCUACAGGAAAAAGAAACCGUGACAAAUUUUAUUCGCGCGUUAUCACAUUGGCCUUACGAAAUAUUUAAUCGUUGAACGUAUUCAUUGAAUAAUUAAUUUUUUUCCCAAGUUAUUUAAUAACGAUUUGAGCUGCUUUGCACUUUCACGUCGAUAAACGUCCAUAUGAUUAUCUUAUCGUCGAUAAGAACUUGACCAUUAAACAUUUCGGUAUCGAUAUUUAUUCUGCAAAAGCCUUGACGUAUUUCAGGACAAAGAACAUAAAAAUAUAACGAACAACACUAGCCCCAAUUAUAAUCUUAAAACAUUAUUUGCAACAACUUGUCGAAUUCCACGAUACACAUAUGCACAUACACAUAUAGACACGAUCUAUUGACUACUUUCUUAUUUUAUUCAAUUAGUACGUACUUGAUGAAACCUUGACAAUCAUAAAAAUUUCUCCUAACUAUUGCUUUAAUAAUAUUUUUAAAUAACGAUACAAAUAAUUUUACGUGGUUCAGACUCGUCAAUAAAAAAAAAAAAGAAAAAAAAAAAAAGAUUUAAUAAUAUUUAAUAUAACCGGAUCUCUCUCGUUAAUUUUUUUUUUUUUUUUUUGAACUCGAGAGCUAAAAACGCAAAUUGAUCUAAAUUAAAUUAAAUUAAAACACUAAUUAAAUUAAAAUAAUAAUCAAAAAUAUCUUUGUCCUGAUGAUAUAAAAAAUGACAGACCUUAAUACUGUAAGAUCUUCUUGACUCAAUCGAAGAGAAAAAAUAAUAAUAAUCAUUCAAUAUGAGAAAACGGGCUUGCUCCUUUUCGCGUGAUUCUUCGAGGUGGUCGUCCAUCGAUCGAGAAUCGAGAGAAAUUAUUUAUGAAAAGCGAAAAUUUUUUUAAAAUAAUGAAAAGAAAAGAGAGAAAACUCUAAGAGACGGAAACACACAAAGAGAAAUGAAGAGAGAGAGAGAGAGAGAGAGAGAGAGAGAGAGAGAGAAAGAGGCACCAAACGAAUAACAAGUAAAGAAAGAAAGAUAGAAAGAAAAAGCCUUUCGCCGAGACGAUAUCAUUCAAGUCUCCCCUUUCGAAGACUCGUUGAAAGGAGAAAGAGAGAGGUAGAGAUAGAGAGAGAGAGAGAGAGAGAGAGAGAGAGAGAGAAACAGAGAGAGAGAAAAAGAGAGAGAGAGAGAGAGGAGAAAGAGAAGGGGACCGUAAACUCUUUGUCAUCCGAUCGACGCUGUCAAUUUUAUCGACGAGUUGUCGUCCUUCGAUGAUCGAGAGUUACGGAAAAAGGACGUAGAAAAGUUCGCGUACUGCGUACGCCACGAGAAAGGGGAAAAAAGCGAAGGAAAAUCGUGGAAAAGCAACGAUCGGACUCUCUCGACGAUUUUACGGAUGCGCGACGUCUACUACACCGACACACAGACACAUACUCAUCUAUCUACGAAUGGACGAUAAAAGGAGACGAUAAAGUGAAAAAGAUGUGAAUAAAGAGAUAGAGAUCGAACGGCGUGAAGGAACGUUUGUAUUUCCUCGGUCGGUGGCGAAAAAUUGAGAUCCAUAUGUAAAUUCUAUUAAGAAGAAAAUAAAUUGAAAUAUAGGUCGAUCGAGACUCGCCGUUAAUUAACAUUUUUUGACGCGACUGGGCCGAAGCGUGGAGACCGAGCACACGGGACAAGAAGAAACGCGAUAAUAAACAUUAUACUGAGAGAAAGAGAAAACGAGUGAUAGAGAGAGAAAGAAAGAGAGAAAGAGAGAAAGAGAGAGAGAGAGAGAGAGAGAGAGAGAAAGAGAGAGAGAGAAAGAGAGAGAGAAAGGAAGAGAGGAAGAAAAAUAAGAAGGAAGGAAAUGACAAAGAAUAAUGUGUAAGAGGCGGAAAGAAUAAUAAGCAUACGUACAUACAUAAAUGCGUAAGUUUUAAGAAGGCGUAAGCAGAACUAAGUAAUAGUAUCUAACGUUAACACUUGCAAGCUAUUAAUUAUUAUAUUAUCGAUUAAUUAAAGAUAUAAAAAAAAAAAAAGACAAACCGAGCGGAAGGUCGUAUCACGCUAGGAUGAAGAAUACCUACUUAAGAUUAAUGAAAGAAAAAAAAAAAAAAGACACACACUAAUAAACUAAUUAUUAUUGUACGAUUAUAUUAUAUUAUUAUUACGAAUAUGACUAUCGAGUUCGAGAUUAAGUCGUGAUAAAGAAAUAAACUGAGAGAAAGGAAGUGAGAUAGAAAGAAAGAAAUAGAUCACAAGAGAACGAACGAACGAACGAACGAACGAACGAAUGAACGAAUGAACGAACGAAUGAGCGAAUGUAUUAGAGAGGGGAGAAAGAUCGAAUGUAAGCGAGAGUGAAAGAAAAAGAAACGAGAGAAAGAACGAGGGAGAAAAAAAAGUCGAGUGUUCGUAUGAGUGCGAACGAAAGUGAAGAAGCGAAUGAGAGAGUGAAAGAAUGAUAGAGCGAGAGACAGCGCGCGCGAAAAUUCUUUGUAAGUUCAUUGAGAAUAAUAAUUCCUCAAACUAUUAGGAUCAUAAUUAGGGUUAACUUAAUCGGUGAAUGCGCGAUAGCGGAAGCGACGAGGCUAUAUACAGAUAUGAAAGGGGGGAGGAAGCGACAGAGAGAUGAAACUUUUUCUCCGUAGAAUUGCAACGACUCGUUAAUCGCGUCUUUCGGUUUUUUUUUUCGCGUGUGCGCGCGUGAUACACACAUUGAGAAUUAAAAUAAAAAUAAAAUUAACCAAUAAUAAUAAUAAUAAUAAUAGGAAGAUGAAGAACAUGCGAAUCGAGGAGGGAAAACGCGUGAAUGGGACAAGGGUGUCUGCGAGAGCAAAAAAGGAUAGUCGAAGAAUUAAGAGAGAGAGAGAGAGAGAGAGAGAGAGAGAGAGAGAGAGAGAGAGAGAGAGGGAGAGAGAGAUGGAGAGAGAGAAAAGGAGAAUAUAUAUAAUAUAUAUCGCGUGCGUACGCCAAAUAAAAAAAGAAAAAAAAAAGAAAAAAAGGAGAAAAGAAAUAAAAACUAAUUGUUAGCACCGAGUGAGCAAAACUUUUCUGUGUGAUAAUCUCGUAGUACACGUAGCGCGUUAAGUCUACUAUACGUUUUCAGUAGGAAAACUAAAGGUGUGAAAUGGAAUUUUUUUUCUUCGGUAAAAUCGGGAUUGUAAGACGAGCGUGAAGCUUUCGAGUAUUCGUUUACCUUCUUUUCUUUUUUCUCUUUUUCUUUUUUUUUUUUUUUUCUUUUUUUUGAUCAUUUUAUAUUCCGAGAGGCCAUGAUAAAGGGGAGAAUAAUUUUUAUCGAGAUUUUACUCGAAGCAUCUCUUCGACGCUUCGACGUAACGACAUAUCAUAAUUAAUAUUAUUAUCGCAAUUGAUUGUUAUCGAAUAUUUCGUUGCAGAUAGAAAGAGGAAUUCGUCGAUUACUCCGAUUCCUCUGUAUUAUCUUCUAAUUAAUUAAUAAUAUUAGGUACCUUCGAUUCGUAUUAUUCAUCCUCGACUUUGGUUCCUAAGGAUAAAAGGACGACGAUUUUCCAUAUAGAAAUUCUCACAUAAAUGAUAUUUUACAGAAUGACGAGUCGCAGUCGAUACUCCUGCCUCGUCGACACACUUUCUUUUCGCGUCGAUGCCCAACGGUUAUACGUUAUAUGUAUUUGAUAAGAGAAUGAACGAGUAGAAGAAGAACGAAUAAUUAUUUCUUAGACCGACGAUACGUUCGAUCAAUCCUUCAAAUGCUUUGAUUUGCAGGCCACCCGACGAGAGGCUGUCGAUACUCCAGCUCUCGAUUAUUACCUGCGAUCAUAGUAUAUACAUUAUAUAUAUAUAUAUAUGUAUAUUUCCAUAUAUACAUAAUGUUAACGAAUAAUUUACGUGCCUUGGAACCAUAGUCGAUGCAUAAUGAACGGAUCACGUUUUUCCUCUUAACUCGAUAUCGGAAGCCUCUCAGGAUAGCGACAUACUUUGGAAGAUUCACGCGAGUAAGCUGAAUUGCAGGAUUGGACGAGUGGGUGAGAGGGAGGGUGGGAUAGGUCGAAGGUUAUUUAGGAAGAAAAAGGUGUGCGCAAAAGAGAGAGAGAGAGAGAGAGAGAGAGAGAGAAAGAGAGAGAGAAAGAGAGAGAGAAAGAGAGAAAGAGAGAGAGAGGAAAAGUGAAAGAAUGCGUGUGUGCCGAGGAUGAGAGAAAUGUAGAAGCAUAGAAGGGAGCCAAGUGUCCUUGAUGCGACCGUCGUUGAAGCCACGAAAUCUCGCGAUCUCAACAGGUGAUUUUUUUUAUUCGAACGAAUGAUACAUUUAAAGAAAUGGAUAUUAUAUGUAUAAAACAAAAAAAAAAAAAAGAAUGGAAAGAGAAAAGUUGAGAGAGUACGAGGGAAAAAGUCACGACUGAUAAGAAAUCCGUGUUAAUUGUGAUUUCGGAACUGAGUUCGGAGCCACGGGCGAGACACGUUCGGCGCAAACCGAUCCUAUAGAAUGAGAAAGAAAGAUAGAGAGAGACAGAGAGAGUGAGAGAGAGAGAGAGAGAGAGAGAAAGAAAGAAAGAAAAAGAAAGAGAGAGUGAAAGAGAGAGAGAGAGAGAGAGAGAGAGAGAGCAAAUGGAUUAGAGAGAAAGAGAAAAUGUGAAUGUACGUCUACGUAUGCUCGCGUGGUCGAGGAAAAACGAGAGGAAGAUGUGAAAUUGUGGAUGAAAGUGAGUUUAAGUGUUGAGAGGUGAAAUUAAGGGAGAAAAAAGAGAAAUCGUAAAAAUUAUACAGAGAGAGAGAGAGAGAGCCGGCCUCCUUGACUACCGGGAGGCCCGCGAUAUAUGUAUUGUAGAGAUCGUCUAGGAAAAAAAUGAUAAACUAGGAUGAAACUUGAAAACUAGGAGAAAAUUAUUAGGCCAGUUGUGUAAGUAUAAUAAGAUUAUCGCGGAGUUCUUACUCCACCCCAUCCUUUUCGUGCACGAUACUUUUUCGGCAAUUCUUUCGGACUUGAGAGAAAUUGUAUGAAUGAGAGAAUGAUGAAUCGUAUAUGAACGAAAUGAAGAACGAACGAAGAAGAGAGAAAGAGAAAGAGAGAAAGAGAGAGAGAGAGAGAGAGAGAGAGAGAGAGUAAGAGAGAGAGAGAGAGAGAGAAAGAGAGAGUAAGAGAGAGAGAGAGAGAGAGAGAGAGAGAAAGAUUGGAGAAAAUAAAUUUUAACUAGAGAAGGAGACACAAAAUCGAAGGAUCCAUCAUGGUCCGUUAUCCGACUCAGUGGCGCUAUCAGGGAUAGAAAGAAAGAUGCGAAUGAGUUAGAAUGAUAGAGUAAGAAAGAGAUAGAAAGAGGAAGAGUCGAUUGCACAGAAGCAAGGAAACAUAUGUGCAUAUAUACGGAAUGGCAGAUACAUAAAGUGUCAGUAUAUCCAUCCAUCUAUCCAACCCUUCAAUCACCUCGAGUAAAAUGGCAGGAACGAAAAUCAUAAAGCACGUAUCAGAGCAAGAAUGUAGAAAAUGUUAUCGAAGAGAUAAGCCUGGCAAAUUCCGUUUGGAAAUGGAAUUUCUGUCGGGGCUGUUUCAGUCUUCCUUCACCAUCAUGCUCUAACGUGUUUUUUCUCAAUUUUCUUUUUGUUUUAUUCUCCUUCCUCAACUAAAGUUCGAUAGAAAAUAAUAUAAUAUUUUAACAAACUGUUCUAGAUACGUUCCCAUUCGAGCUUUUUCCCGUUAACCCUCCUAAAAAAAAAAAGAAAAAAAAGAAAAAAAAGAGAAAAAAAAAAAGAAAAAAACAAUUCAGAACGUUUACUUUUCCAAUUUAUUCCUUCCGUAAUUUCUAAUACAAUUCUAUAUUCUAUGUUAAUAAAUAAGAUGAAAAAGAUAGAAUAUUAUUUAUCUAUAGAAGGAACGAAAGAGAGAGAGAGAAAGAGAGAGAGAGAGAGAGAGAGAGAGAGAGAGAGAGAGAGAGAAUAGGAAGCGAAUGCACGCGUGUACCGAGAAGAGCACACACGAGACGAAAAAUGUGAAUAAUGUUAAAUGUCGAUAUUCCUGGAGAGUGUUACUCGCACAUAACGUCUCAGCCAGUAGUCGUGUUAGGUUAUAUACGUAUUAUCGUUGUAGGGAAUUGUAGGUGUAUUUAACGAAAGAAGAAAGAACAGAAAAAAGAGAAAGAGAGAGAGAGAGAGAGAGAGAGAGAGAGAGAGAGCGAGAAAGUGAAAGAGAUAGAGAGAGAGAGAGAUAGAGAGAGAAAGAAAUAAGGGACAAAAAUUAUUAAGACACUUAUUUAGUGAAGAAAUGAAGGAAGCGAGGAUGAGCAUUAGGCAAGUCAGAAGAGAGAAAAUAAGUAAAAACCCUACGUCGAUGUGUGAGGAUGUGAGCUAGAUCGCCGCGUUGAGUCCAAUGAAGUCCUCAGUGAUAUGCAAUGGAGACCCUUCGGAAUAAAGGAAGAAAGAGCAUCCGACCGACAGUCUCGUCGACCAUAUUCGUCUCUUAGAGAAAAUCGAACGACGUCAUCGAUAAAUGACGCGAAUAAUUAACGAUCGAUGUGUAUAUAUAUUUAUACCUAUCGGAGCAGUUAGUAUAUAUGAAUAUAUGUAUAAGCUCGUAUAUGUAUAUUUAUAUAUAUACCAAUAUUAUAUUCUAUAAUAUACUAUAUAUCAGAUGCAGGACAUGCACUCGAAGCCCAAUCGUUCCUGUUACAUUGGCAAACGUAACGAUAAACGCUGAUUUUUUCCGCUAAACUUCAGAAAUCUUUCAUUAAUGAGAAGCGUUUACAAAACCUAUCGAUGGACGAAUUUGACGACUUGCUCGGUCGGCUGGAACGUCUUGUGGGAAUUGUUUUUCUGCGCUCCGGUUGGUCGACUUUAGGCCCAAAUCUGGAGCACCAUUGUGACACUAGCGAGUACAUUUUAAAAUCCGAAGCUCUGUCUCUUAAUAUCCAUAAAAAUCGUCUAUCAGAACGAUUAAAACAGUACAUCUUACUAUAUCCUGAUACAUUUUAUCAUCAAUUUUCUUUUCCUUCAUGAUCUACGUGAAAGGAAUCGAUUAAAACAAUUGAUAUUUAAAAAUACACAAGUUUCUACAAUGUUGAUUGAUUUUCCUGUAUAUUUAAAAAAUAUACUGCUAUAGUCACAAUAACGACUAAAAAUAAUCUUUAUGAGAUUUGAAAUAUUGGCCAAUUAAAAAUUGUACUUAGUAAAUCAUUUUCCUUUUACGUGGUAUCAUGAAACGAUUUAAAGCCGGAUUCAGUUUUCCAAAAAGAUACAGUGACCGAUUGACGACAUUCUUGUUUUCACACAAUUGUCGUCUAAACAAAUCCAAAUAACGAGACAGAGUCCCGGAUAUGAAACCUAACUAUUUUCAUGAAUGCAUUACGAUAUUUAACGAGUAAGUAUACUUACACAUUUAUAAUACAUAUAUAAAAAAUAUAUGUAUAUAAUAUACUUGUGUAUGUAUACGCAAUAUGUAUGUAUGUAUGUAUGGAUACCACUUUCGACACGACGAUUAAGUUGAUACGAUUUUUCCGGCGUUUUACCCUUUUGUUGGACUUUCGACGAGGUAGAAAAGUUUUACGAUUUGUCGAUAUCUUUGGUUUGCGCGCAAGACGAUAUACAGUGACGUGAAGGGGAUACGAGCCUCGCUCGUAUCAAGGAAUGAAAGAAAUAAAGAAAGAAAGAGAAAGAGAGAGAGAGAAAGAGAGAGAGAGAGAGAGAGAGAGAGAGAGAGAGAGAGAAAGAGAGAGAGAGAGAGAGAGAGAGAAAAAAUUAAAUUUUUUGGCAGACAACAAAAAGGCAGCUCUUAGAAAACGAGUUCGUAUACCGAACCACACAACAAAAGGAAAGUGCUCAGCAAAAGUAAUCGGCGAGCGAACGUCAUCAGCCGCGAAGCAGCACACCCACACACACGCGUACAUACCUACACUCGACCGAAAUACACGCGCACGCACGCACGCACGCAAGCAAGAGUACACGGAGAGUACACACGUACACGUACACGUACACGUACACGAACACGUAGAGACACGCAGUUCUUUCGGCCAGAACCUAAAAGACACAUCAAGGAAAAAAGUACAAGUUUAUCACGUUGCGCCUUAACGUUAAAAUUAAAAGUUGAUCAAAAGAGAGGAAAAAAAGUGAAAGCGUAUUCUUAACCAAAAUCGGCCUUAGUAUAUACUUUUCCAGGACAUGUGAGAGACGCGAGACGGGCGAUUUUCCAUUUCUUCUUCUCCUAUACCAUUCUCCUUUCUAUCUUAUCAACCUUUAUGCCAAUCUACAUUUUCUCCCCCUACGUCUAGAUAAUAUAAAGGAAUAUAUUAUAUAAAUAUUAUAUCUCCACCGGCGGCGGGAAGUUUCGAAACCUCGCAGCUAACUCAGCAAACCACAGAACCAUCGAAAAAAAAAAAAAAAAAAUAGAUUUUCCGUUCCCGCCGCGUCAGGUUGGAAUUGAAAUUUUUGGGAUUCGCGUUCACGUUGAAAACAAAAAGAAAUCGCCGUGGACGCGUAACCUUCGUUGUCCUUUUCGAACCUUUUCCUAUUUCCCGAAUCCUUUGCUCUAAUAAAUAUACACUCUUUCCUGCUUUCCCCUAAAAAACCGAAAAUCGCCCGUCGAGCUUUUCACGUUCCGACAUACCCUCACGAAUCCCCCUCCUACUAACCCCUGCAUAAUAUCCUUUCCAGAACAAUAAAGAAAAACGAUGGAAAACACACGAUUCACCACCCAUUCGUAGGAGAGAGACGAGAGACAAUCGUCUCUCUCUCGCGUGAAAAAAAAAAAAAAAGAAAAACACUUCCUGCAUGUAACUAAGUAAGCGACAACGCGAGUGGACGGGUCACCCGGAAAAUAAAAAAAAAAAAAAAUAAAAAAAGUUACAAAAAAAAAAGAUAUUAAUUAAAGGGAUAGGACGUUCGUUACCAAAAAGUAAAGGUAUCGGAAAGAAAUGAAUAGAGUUGAUCAUCGAGAUUAAAAUCAUAAUUGAAGAAAAAGGAGAGAAAGAGAGAGAGAGAGAGAGAGAGAGAGAGAGAGAGAGAGAGAGAGAGGGAGAGAGAGAGUGAGAGAGAGAGAGAGAGAGAGAUAGAAAGAAAACAUUGGAAUGGAAAGGAUAAUGCGAAAGGGCGGAAAAGGACGACUGUCGACUCGCCGUUCCCCGCGGCCGGGACAAGGAAAAAAUUCGCCGAAAAUCCGGGAAAAUCGAAUAGAGCAAACAGCCUGCACGAAAAGACAUGCACAUUCUAUAUACUUAUACGUGUUAUAUGUAUAUGUAUAUAAAAACCGAGGAGGAAUCGACCACGUAUUAUCUCGUCGCGCAGAUCCGCGGAAUUUUUUUAACAUCAGUCGUAUUGCGAUCGCAUCUUUAAAGUAAUAAAAGAUAGAAAAGAAAAAAAGGUAAAGGAAAGGAUAAAAAAAAGUGGAGAUAUGUAUGAUUGUCGUUAUUCGCGUACGUUGCACGUCUUGGGACGCUCCGUUUAUACGUGGCCGAAUAAUAACUUAAGAGUUAAAAAAUAAUAAACUCUGGAUUGCUUGUAUAAAAAGAAAAAAAAAACAAAAAAAAAAAAAAAAAAAAAAAGAAACAAAAAAAAGAAAAAGAAAGAAAGAAAUUAAUAGAAAUUUAAAAGGAAAAUUUUAAAGACUCAAAGAAGAUGCAGGAGCAAAAUUUUAAUUAUAAUUUCAACAGAUAAGACUAUUUCUGAUUGAUGCAAAUUAUAAAAGUAAAAAAUUGGAAUUAAAAAGUAUAAAUUUUGAAUUUUUCGAGGAAAGAAAUAAAAAAGAGAAACUGAAGCGUGUUCGUAGGAUCAAAAAGUUUUUGUCUAAAGUUAUAAAUUAGAUAAUUAUUAAAGCAAAAAAAAAAAAAAAAAGAA
Molecule: messenger RNA, 17729 nt
Organism: Vespa crabro (European hornet)
Lineage: Eukaryota; Metazoa; Arthropoda; Insecta; Hymenoptera; Vespidae
Product: homeobox protein prospero-like
Exons: 5
Coding region: 311-3961 (1216 amino acids)
Biological process (GO): regulation of transcription by RNA polymerase II
Cellular component (GO): nucleus
Molecular function (GO): RNA polymerase II cis-regulatory region sequence-specific DNA binding; DNA-binding transcription factor activity, RNA polymerase II-specific
Source: RefSeq, a predicted model, not a curated record